ACAAGAUGGCGGCGCCCAGCGGAGUAGAGGGUGUUGCUGGGGUUUGCUGAGACUGAUUCCCUUUCCCAAUCCCCUUUUGGGUGCAAAGCGCCGCGAGCCCAGGGGAGAGGGGCCGGGCGGGGACAGGGGCACCUGCGUAGCUGGACCGCGAGCCCGCGCCCAGCCUGCGCCGCCGCCCCCCCGGCCCCGGCCCCGGCCCAGCCUGAUCUCAUCCGUUCCGGGUCUCCGCUCGGUCUGACCCCUUGCUCGGCCGUGGUACGCCAUCACCAGGCCUCCAGAGCUGAAUCUCUCCUCCAUCCUGGGCUCACCUCCACUUUAGAGAUGUUUGGCCUCUUCCCUUCCAAACAGCCCGCCUUCAAAACCGGGACUUCUGGAUCGGCACCUGACCCCCUUUCCCUCCACUGAGACUCCACUUCUCUCUAACCCACUUCUUCCUUAGAUUCUUGAUUCUCUCCCUGGGUUGGAGACUGCUCACUUCCCUUCCAAAUUAAUCCCUCAUCCCCCAAAUAUUGACAACCUUGACAUCCCCCUCAGCGGAGAGCGAGACUUACUUUUGGACUAACCUUCGUAGCCCUAUCAUGGAGGCUGUGUACCUGGUGGUGAAUGGGGUGGGCCUGGUGCUGGACGUGCUGACCUUGGUGUUGGACCUCAACUUCCUGCUGGUGUCCUCCCUCCUGGCUUCCCUGGCCUGGCUGCUGGCCUUCAUCUACAACCUGCCACACACGGUACUGACUAGUCUUCUGCACUUGGGCCGCGGAGUCCUGCUUUCACUGCUGGCCUUGAUCGAAGCCUUGGUGCGGGUCACCUUUGGGGGCUUGCAGGCCUUGUGUACCCUGCUAUAUGGCUGCUGCUCUGGCCUGGAGAGCCUAAAGCUCCUGGGGCACCUGGCUUCUCACGGGGCACUGAGGAGCAGGGAGAUACUGCACCGGGGCGUCCUCAACGUGCUCUCCAAUGGCCAUGCUUUGCUGCGCCAGGCCUGUGACAUCUGUGCCAUCUCUAUGAGCCUGGUGGCCUACGUGAUCAACAGCCUGGUCAACAUCUGUCUCAUUGGCACUCAGAAUCUCUUCUCCCUCGUGCUGGCCCUGUGGGAUGCAGUGAUGGGGCCGCUGUGGAGGAUGACGGAUGUUAUGGCUGCCUUCCUAGCCCACAUUUCCAGCAGUGCUGUGGCCAUGGCCAUCCUCCUCUGGACCCCCUGCCAGCUAGCACUAGAGCUCCUGGCCUCAGCUGCCCGCCUCUUGGCCAGCUUUGUGCUUGUCAAUCUCACUGGCCUGGUGAUGCUGGCUUGUGUGCUGGCAGUGAUGGUGACUGUGUUGCACCCGGACCUCACCCUGAGGCUGGCCACCCGGGCACUCAGUCAGCUCCAUGCGCGGCCAUCCUACCACCGGCUCCGAGAGGAUGUUGUGCGGCUGUCUCGCCUAGCACUGGGCUUGGAGGCCUGGCGUCGAGUCUGGAGCCGCAGCCUGCAGCUGGCGAGCUGGCCGAAUCGGGGAGGGGUACCUGGAGCCCCCCAGGGUGGCCCUAGGAGGGUGUCCGCAGCCAGGACCUGGCGACAGGACACUCUUGCUGAGGUGGGGCCCAGAUCAGAGGCAGAAGAGGAGGAGGUCAGGACGACCAGAGCAGCAGCUGCCCGGGGCCGGCAGAGGCUCAAUGAGGAGGUGCCGGUAGCUGGGCAAGACCCAUGGAAGUUGCUGAAGGAGCAAGAGGAGCGGAAGAAGUGCGUCAUCUGCCAGGACCAGAGCAAGACGGUGCUGCUUCUGCCCUGUCGGCACCUGUGCCUGUGCCAGGCCUGCACUGAAAUCCUGAUGCGCCACCCCGUCUACCACCGCAACUGCCCACUCUGCCGCCAGGGCAUUCUGCAGACCCUCAAUGUCUACCUCUGAAGACUCCCUCUCUGCCUGCCCACCCCUCCACGCUCCACGCAGCCACCUGCGCUAAGACAGCAUUAGCACCUGAUCUCCGGUUCCUGGCCUGAAUCCCCACCUGCCCCCACGGCUGUCAUGCCAAGCCUCUAAGCCGUGCUUGCAGGACAUUGAGUUGGGGUACUCUGGAAGACUGUGACCUGGGUGGGGGCAGGGUAAUAGCUUUUCCUUACCCAGUGGGUCCCCGUGAUGCCGAGGGUGCUGAAUGUGUCACUAUGCAAGACGCUGAGACUGUUCGCUGUGGAUUCCCCUACAGCUUGCCAGGGCCCUCCCAGAUGCCAGCCUCUGGGGCUCCCCCUCUCUGCUUCUGGUUUUUCUGUUGGGGGUUUGCAGGUCCUCUCCCUGCCCCCUCCCUACUUCUUCCCCAGCUUUUGCAGCCACAACACAGUGUCAUUUGGGUUUUUUGGCAACUCAAGGGCCUCAGAAUGAUCUUGAACCUUUGCUUUCAGCCAGAGCCGAGGUGCCCUGGUAGGCUUUGGGGUAGGAUCUCUCAGGUUCCCUUAGAGCUACCAAGUCUGCCUGUCAUGAUCUUAUGAGGCUCCCUUCCAACCUGAUCCAACAGCUGGGAUCAGAGUUUACUCCUGGUAUGGGGGUGGGAGAGGUGGGGUGUUUGCACCUGGCUUUGGGACCAUGUACCCUCUGGCACCUCAGCUCCACUGGGAGCCUCAGGAGGGAUAACCGGAUUUCUAUUCAUACCCCCUUCACUCCUCCCAUCAUAGAGAAAAAUGGUGUUCCCUUUCCCCUGUCUCUCCCUGGCAUUGGGGAGGGCAGACUGUGCACAUUUUACUAGGGUCCAAGUACAGAAGGGGCCAGGACCUAGGGGCAUGCAGCUCUGUGAGGGGUCUGUCCGUCCCGGUUUCCAGUGAAUAAAGUUCUGUUGACAGCUC
Diceros bicornis minor is the source of this 2806-nucleotide messenger RNA. It is a transcript of the gene RNF26, whose product is annotated as ring finger protein 26. NCBI's taxonomy places the organism in Eukaryota, Metazoa, Chordata, Mammalia, Perissodactyla, Rhinocerotidae. Gene Ontology annotation, molecular function: ubiquitin protein ligase activity. The transcript has a single exon. Gene Ontology annotation, biological process: ubiquitin-dependent protein catabolic process; protein ubiquitination. The record is from RefSeq and is a predicted model, not a curated record. Bases 579 to 1880 code for a protein of 433 amino acids.